Cydia strobilella is the source of this 1463-nucleotide messenger RNA. RefSeq lists its product as uncharacterized. The record is from RefSeq and is a predicted model, not a curated record. The transcript has 2 exons. The coding region runs from base 144 to 1373 and encodes 409 amino acids. NCBI's taxonomy places the organism in Eukaryota, Metazoa, Arthropoda, Insecta, Lepidoptera, Tortricidae.
CAAAUGCACUGUUGUCAACCGAGUCAACCACUGUGACUGUGAACAUAGGCCGAAAAAUUUACGUAUUUAUUCCAAUAUUUUUUAUUUUCGAUUGUCAUUUCCUCAUUCGCUGUUUUUAAUUGAAAUCAGAUCUUUAUCGUAAAAUGGCUACGUUGAUUCCCACUAGAACGUCCAUUAAGGGACGUAUUACUAAAUUUAAAAAUUACAUUGCCGAAUUGAAUGAUCAGGAAAAUAUUUCCUCAAAAGAUGUAGACGAACUUUCGUUGAAGUUGGAUCGUUUUCGCAAUAUGUUCACACAAUUCGAUCAGGUGCAGACUCAAAUAGAAAUUGCGACUACAUCAGAAAUGCAGACCGAGAUUGACAUAAGAGAAGAGAUGGAAAAUGAUUUUAUUUCUCUUAUUGCCACGGCUCAGAAGAUUAUUGAUAAGAUGGCCGAGAGAUCUGAUUUCGCCAGCGUAAAGUCUGAAGUUCGAAGUAACUGUGGUCAUGACAAUACAUGCAACGGUUUAAAUUUUCGUUUACCUGUGAUAAAAAUCGCUAGUUUCGAUGGUUCGUAUUUUAAGUGGCUUGAAUUCAGAGACACAUUUGAUUCACUCAUUCACAGUUCCGACAACAUCAGGCCGAUUCACAAAUUUCACUAUUUGAACUCUUAUUUGGACGGUGAAGCGGCUCAGGUGAUUAGUAACUUAGAAGUGUCGGACGGUAAUUACGCUGAAGCCUGGCGUCUCCUCUGCGAGAGAUAUGACAACAAAAAACAGCUGAUUAGCAACCAUUUGAACUCAUUGUUUAACUUACAACCGAUUGGUCGCGAAUCGGCAAAGUCCCUGCGUUAUUUAGUGGAUCAUGUGUCCAAAAACCUACGGGCUUUAAAUACGUUGGGCCAGCCCACGGAUAAGUGGGACACGCUUCUUAUACAUAUGGUCGCAAGUAAACUUGAUAGUAAUACUAGUUUAAAAUGGGAGGAAUUUAAAAGUAAUUCAUUUUCAAAUGACGAUAUGCCGUCAUUGGCCGAUUUUAAUCGCUUUUUAAAGGGACGUGCUGACGUUUUGGAAUCGGUUCAGCGUAAUAAAUUUGAUAAGCCUAUCACUAAUAAUAAUAAUAAACGCGAACCUAUUGCCUCGCCUCAUAAUAAACGCGAGAAGUCUAGCACCAAAUGUUUUGCGGUUUCAGCCACUCCUGCUACUUCGGCCUCGGCCUCUUCGCCUGCCUGUGUGUUUUGCAGCGGCGAGCAUCGGAUUUACGAUUGCUCGUCAUUCCUGUCCCUGCCAGUUGAAGACCGGAUCUCCGGAGCGUCAAGGUUACGCCUUUGUCUCAACUGUUUGCGGAAGGGCCACACUUCUCAUCGCUGCCGAGUAGCUCCGUGUCACACUUGAACAUAUCCGUCUCCUGCACGCUCCUCCUCAGCUGCUUCUGGCUGCCAUUCGCGAGUCGAUAUGGGCCGUAUCGGGGCGCACACUUGCGCG